This is a messenger RNA of Maylandia zebra (zebra mbuna), 581 nucleotides long. It is a transcript of the gene lg6h17orf67, whose product is annotated as linkage group 6 C17orf67 homolog. NCBI's taxonomy places the organism in Eukaryota, Metazoa, Chordata, Actinopteri, Cichliformes, Cichlidae. The record is from RefSeq and is a predicted model, not a curated record.
GAGGAGGAGGAUCUCCUCUUUUCACCCCCUCUGGACUCUGGUCAGGACCUCAGAGUUGAGAGGGCUCAGGCAGGAAAAGGGCGAAAAAGAAAAAGAUGAAGAAGCUGGUGGUGUUUUUGCUUUGCGUGGUCCUGCUGACCAUUUACACAGAUGCAAACCCCAUAAUCAAGGAGAGCGUAGCUAAGCAGCUGCUCCGUACCAAGAGGCAGGACCGGCCAAUGAAGGCUGGCUACCCCGAUGAGCCAAUGAGGGAGCAUCUGCUCCACAUGCAGGCUCUGGAUCGGAGGGCCCGGGAGACCAACUUGGAGCACUGGCUGAACCCUCACUGCUACCCACGCUGCGACAGAAACUAUGGACACCCGGUUUAAAAGUAAAAGGCCUGCUGUGACUGACUGACCGUGGACUGAAGCUGGAGUCUCUUUUCUCAUUAUCUUUCAAUCUAAUGACCAAAAUAUGCAUGUGUUGUAUUAUUUCUAGAGUGAAUUCUUUGUAAUUUGCUCCUUUACGCCUUUAUUUCUGUAGCUGCACAGACUGAAAUUUGUUAAUGAAUAGAAUAAAAUAAAAUAAAUCAUAAGCUCCAA